Molecule: messenger RNA, 2248 nt
Organism: Ilex paraguariensis (yerba mate)
Lineage: Eukaryota; Viridiplantae; Streptophyta; Magnoliopsida; Aquifoliales; Aquifoliaceae
Source: the annotation of a GenBank genome assembly
UCAAUCAGUGUCUGAUCGAGCUGGCAAAGCUAUUAUUACGUCCAGAGAGAGCGAGAGAGAGAGAACAAAGCAAAAAACCAGUAUAGCCCCCGGUGUCAGAUUCGUAGGCUACGCGCGAUUCGGGGUCAGAGAAACCUCCAUUUUCUUUCCUUCCCAUUCUAUUCUGACCACCCACGACACGACGCGUCCAAGAAAAUUCUCAGAAACCCAAAAAAACUACCUUCUCAACUCUCUCUCUCUCUCUCUCGUUUUCUUCCCUGUGAUUCUGUUUCUUUCUGUGGGAGAGAAAAGAGACGACGAUGCAGAGGCCACAGGAUCAGCGGUCAAGAUCUUCCAAGCCAACCACCAUACAUGGUUGUGCCCAGUCUGGUGAUCUCACUGGGUUGCAGAAGUUGAUUCGGGAUAACCCUUUUCUUCUCAAUGAUCGAAACCCUGUUAUGGUGCAGACACCACUUCAUGUUUCUGCGGGUUACAAUAAGGUUGAGGUAGUUAAAUUUCUGCUUGGUUGGCGAGGACCAGAAAAGGUCGAGUUGGAAGCAAAGAACAUGUAUGGAGAAACUCCAUUGCACAUGGCAGCUAAGAAUGGGUGCAAUGAGGCUGCAGAAAUGCUUCUUGCUCAUGGUGCUUUUAUUGAAGCCAAAGCGAAUAAUGGGAUGACUCCAUUGCACCUUGCUGUUUGGCACUCACUCCGAGCUGAAGACUGCUCAACUGUCAAGACAUUGCUCGAGAAUAAUGCCGACUGCUGUGCCAAAGACAAUGAAGGCUUGACUCCUUUAAAUCACCUCUCCCAAGGACCAGGAAGUGAGAAGUUGCGACAACUUCUUCAUUGGCAUCUUGAAGAGCAGAGAAGACGUAAAGCCAUUGAAGCAUGCAGUGAGACAAAAGCUAAGAUGGAUGAACUUGAAAAGGAAUUAUCAAAUAUAGUGGGUCUGCAUCAGCUUAAGUUACAACUUCAGAAAUGGGCAAAGGGUAUGCUCUUGGAUGAGAGGCGAAGGGCCCUCGGGCUAAAAGUCGGCACUCAAAGGCCUCCUCAUAUGGCCUUCCUUGGAAAUCCUGGAACAGGUAAAACCAUGGUGGCUCGAAGCCUUGGAAAAUUACUUCAUAUGGUGGGCAUUCUACCUACAGACAAGGUAACGGAAGUACAGAGAACUGAUUUGGUUGGGGAAUUUGUUGGUCACACGGGACCAAAGACUAGGAGAAUGAUCAAAGAAGCAGAGGGGGGUAUUUUAUUUGUGGAUGAAGCAUAUCGAUUAAUACCUAUGCAGAAGUCUGAUGAUAAGGACUAUGGGUUGGAGGCCUUGGAAGAGAUCAUGUCUGUCAUGGAUAGUGGAAAAAUCGUAGUUAUUUUUGCUGGCUAUAGUGAACCAAUGAAGCGUGUGAUCUCAUCUAAUGAAGGCUUCUGCAGAAGGGUGACUAAGUUUUUCCAUUUUGAUGACUUUAGUUCCGAAGACCUUGCUAAAAUCCUUCAACUUAAGAUGAAUAAUCAAACCAUGGAUAGCUUGCUCUAUGGGUUUAAGCUGCAUCCUUCAUGUAGUGUGGAUGCUGUUGCGUCACUGAUAGAAAAAGAAACUACUGAAAAGCAGCGUAAGGAGAUGAAUGGAGGUUUGGUGGACCCAAUGCUGGUUAAUGCUAGAGAAAAUUUGGACUUGAGGCUCAAUUUUGACUGUAUAGACACAGAGGAAUUACUCACAAUUACCUUGGAGGACCUAGAACUGGGCCUUAGAGGUUGCUAUCACAAUGAGACAGAGUAGGGUGAAAAAUCACAAAAAAUAAUAGAAGAGUAAGAAAACACUUGAGUUCAUUCUUUGGCAUGAUUCUUUGGAGAUUAGUCAGAAGCUUUAGCUAAGUUGCGUUGACCAUCUGACAGUCACUGCUGGAUGCUUGAUGCUUGAUGCUUGAUGCUGGAAUACACAGGUUAACAAUGGGCAGGCAUAUUUUUGAAGUUUCUGCUAUUUGGAGGGAGCUAUAAAAAGUUGUUAAUAACCCUACCUUCUUUCUCUCAAAGCUUCAUUUCUAUCAUGGUCCAAGGUUGCAGAAUAGGUCACCAACUUGGAGAUCACAUGUCACGGCCUUGUUGGCCUAUACUUUGAACUACUGGGGUACUUCAAAAGGGUCUAAAAGAGAUCAAUGGAUGUGGUAUUCCAUUUAUGUUCCUAUGGCAAGAGUGAGAGCAGUCUGCAGAUGGUAAUAUCUCAAUGUUUUUUUUCCCCGUUGAUUCCUUGUUAUAAUCGUAGCUGAGUAAGUUUUC